GGGAGAGGCCGGAAGCGGAAGUGUUUAUCGUUCGCGAUGGCGGCGGCGGAGGUGUCGGCGUUGGGCGGUUUGGGGGUUCCCGAUCCCGAUGGCGGGGGCUCCUCGGGUUCGGAGGACGAGGCGAGGCCUGGCACGGCGGCGGCGGCGGCAGCGCAGAAGCGGGAGGAACGGCUGCGCAAGUUCCGCGAGCUCCACAUGAAACGGAACGAGGCUCGCAAGCUGAAUCACCAAGAAGUGGUAGAAGAAGAUAAAAGGCUUAAAUUGCCAGCGAACUGGGAAGCCAAAAAAGCUCGGCUGGAGUGGGAGCUGAAGGUGGAGGAAAAGAAAAAGGAAUGUGCAGCCAGAGGAGAAGACUACGAGCGAGUUAAGCUGCUAGAGAUCAGUGCUGAGGACGCCGAGAGAUGGGAAAGGAAAAAGAAGAGGAAAAAUCCAGAUCUAGGAUUUUCAGAUUACGCGGCCGCUCAGCUGCGCCAGUACCAGAGGUUAACCCGGCAGAUCAAACCUGACCUGGAGCAGUACGAGAAGCUGAAAGAGCAGUAUGGUGAAGCGCUUUAUCCCACAUCCGACAGUCUUCUCCACGGAACUCACGUGCCAUCUAAGGAAGGGGUUGAUAGAAUGGUUGCAGAUCUUGAAAAACAAAUUGAAAAGCGUGAAAAAUACAGUCGACGUCGUCCUUACAAUGACGAUGCAGACAUCGACUACAUCAACGAGAGAAAUGCCAAGUUCAAUAAGAAGGCAGAGAGGUUCUACGGGAAGUACACGGCCGAGAUUAAACAGAACUUGGAAAGAGGAACAGCUGUCUGAACUGUCAUCUCCCACAAAGCACGUACGACAGCCCUACUGCAUCUAUUAAACUUUGGUAUAGAGAUUUCGCAGGCAAUUUCAAGUUGUAUCAAAAAACCCCAGUUUGUAGACCUCAUUAGCUAAUUUGUAAAAUCAAUAGUAUAUUUAACGUAAUAACUUGCAUAAAACCUUCAGCUGUAUAUGGCUUUUACUUGCAGAAGUAAUCAGCUCGUG
Molecule: messenger RNA, 1017 nt
Organism: Haliaeetus leucocephalus (bald eagle)
Lineage: Eukaryota; Metazoa; Chordata; Aves; Accipitriformes; Accipitridae
Gene: SYF2
Product: SYF2 pre-mRNA-splicing factor
Exons: 7
Coding region: 37-804 (255 amino acids)
Cellular component (GO): post-mRNA release spliceosomal complex; catalytic step 2 spliceosome; Prp19 complex
Source: RefSeq, a predicted model, not a curated record